GAAGCAAUUUUACAUUGAAUUCGAGAAGGAUUUUCUUCAAAAAUUAAAAUACAAAUUAUGAUAGUGGAUAUUUAUGACAAAGAAAGUCCAGAAAUGAAUGCAUAUUCAUGAAAUUACCAGUGAUUAUUGAUAUUCUGCAUAGUCAAAUUAUACAUAUUUUUACACAAAGUGUAUGCUGAAAACUGGUGAAUAUGGGGAUUUUAGGGACAAUUGGCUGGGGAAUAUUAUUAAGUUCCAGCACUAUUGUUUAUGGCACCUACUCCAUCCUUGUUCAUCUGUGUGAAGUAAAAGGAAAAGUUCCAUUCAAGUCUUCCUCUGUUGUACUGAUCAUUGAAGUAGGAAAAUUCCUGGUGUCUUGGAUACUGCUGUUAUGGCAGACAAAGGGAAGCCUGCCAAAAGACGUCACGUUUUUCUGUUUCCUUCAGUACUCCGUCCCAGGCUUAUUGUACAGCGUCAGUAACAACCUAUCCAUGAUGAUGCAGGUUUAUAUGGACCCCACCACAUUUCAGGUACUAAGCAAUCUUAAAAUAGGUAUAACAGCUUUGCUGUAUUGGAGUUUCCUUAGGAGGCCUCUGUCUCUACGUCAGUGGAUUGCUAUAGGAAUUUUAACAACAGCGGGAACCCUUGACAGCUAUGGAAGUUUUAAGUCCAAAGGGAAGGAAUUUUCUGAGCUAUACAUCACCAUUACAGGACUCGUUAUGAUAGGAAUCCAGUGUACCGUGUCAGGAAUGGCCUCGGUGUAUGCAGAGUAUAUACUUAAAAAACAAAAAGAGAUGUCCCUCCACUUUCAAAACAUUAUGCUGUACACUUGGUUAAUGAUCAUUAACACUUCCUUUUGGAUCUAUGAAGAAACAGUUGAUGAAGAAAAAGACAUCACCAAGAAGUUUCACAUAUUCAGAGGUUAUUCACUGGCCACUUGGAUGAUAGUUAUUACCCAGAUAUAUGUUGGCCUAGCGAUGUCUUUCAUCUUGAAACACGCCAGUAACAUAACCCGCCUGUUCGUGGUGUCUUCCUCUCUGAGCGUGACAACCAUUCUGUCUGUUCUAGUCUUCGGAUUACAUUUAAAUUCUUUCUUUUUCACAUCACUAGGAUUAUUGUUGUUAUCGCUAUAUCUCUUUCAUGGUGCCAAGUGAUUAUUGCUUGUUAUAUAAUAUGGUGUUAGAAAAAUUUAACAAAUGUUAGUAUAUUUUUAUUUUUUAAGUGGAAGUAUUAAUGGCUAUAACUUAAACAUUGUAUACCUAGAGUAAAUGUAUGUAGUCUCAUACUUGUUGGUUUUAGGGGGGUUUGCUAUACUUGCCAGACUUUUUGGUUUUAGGGGUUUUUUGCUAUACUUGCCAGACUUAUAUUGUCUAUUUGAAUUUUUUUAAAUUUUUAUUUUUAUUUUGAAAACUGUCAGCAUUUAUUAGUAUUUAUAGGAAUUUGUAUAAAUUUAUUUGAAAUGUAUGCCAAUUUUUAUGUGUAAAGUAUGUACAUGUAUGCAUAUUUUUUCAAUGAGAAGAAUAAUUUACUUGAUUAAUUUUUUUUAAUUGAGUUGUUCAAGUAAUUUCAAAUCAGAAAAAUGUUGGGGUUUUUUUUAUUUAAGUCCAAACAAACCAUACAGAAAGAUGAAGUAUGGAUUAAAAAUUUGAUACUUCUUAGAAAGUAAAAACCGAUGGUGAUACAGAUGUAAAUGUAUGUGAGAUUCUUUAUAUUGGCUGCAUUUCAUUUCCGUAAUUUUUAGCAAUUAUCAUUUCUGACAUUUUUUAGUUUUCAUUUCCGACAUUUUUUUGUUUUCAUUUCCAACAUUUUUCAGAUAGAACCUUUACUAACAGAUUUGAAGACAUGUCUGAUUACCUAUGAAAAAUUUAAAGGAAUACAAAUUAUAAAUAAAUAAUUGAAAUCCAGUAUCUGCGUUUUUGAAACAAUUGUGACAAUAGAAAAUGUAGGCAACUACCUGAAUUACAGUUUGAGAAAUUGACUCAAUGUUUACUCUGCGUUGAUGUAAAGCAGAAAAAAAUAAAGUUCUGUGUAGAGCAGUAUAAUAAAUGCGAUAUAAACCGGAGUAAAAACUGGAUUAGAGUACAUCAAGUGUCUUGGACACAAGUUUGCAUGAUGCUGUCACUGACAUUUAUUUUAGUGCACAUUUAAUGAGGUGAAAAAGUUGUAUGUUCAUUGAACUCUUUUACCUAGACUUAUGCUACAUGUAUGCAUAUAUGUAUAAUAAAUAGAUUUUUUAAAAUAUAUUUUUAAUCAAUAUUUUGCAAUAAAUACUUUUAAAAUUUCAUUUUUGCUGACUAGGAAAACAUCAAAUUGCCGCACAGGUAAAUUCCGGAAAUAAAAACAAAAUUAUGUCGGAAAUGAAAUUAAAAAAUGUCGGAAAUGAAACCAAAAAAUGUUGGAAAUGCUAUGCAGAUUUCCGGAAGUGAAAUGCAGCGUUUAUUUUUCACAUUUCUUUAAGGGACCCACACACAUCUGAUAUUUAAUACCCAAAUUUCAUCUGUGUUUUCAAACUUUUUUUCAGCUUUAUUUAAUUGUUUAAAAUCAUGUUUUGUGUUGCAUUCAUCUUAGGCUUGAAAAUAUUCUUUUAAAAUGCUUUAUGAUUAAAAUUUAAUUUUAAACAAACAAAAAAUUAUUUAGAGAGAAAAUUUUUUUUUAUUAAAAACCUUUAAAGGUAAAGUAAGACUCAAUAUUUUGAACACUGUUUUGUAUCUUAACUUUGAAAAUAAUGUAAUGUUUAAAUUGGCAAGUGAUUUGAAAGGUCAGGAUGUGAAUUCUUUAAAUGAGCAGGUAAUUUAGAACUUAAUACAUAUUAUCACAACAAUCAAGAUUUUAUUAUUUUUUUUUUUGAUAAUGCAUUUAUAACAUAUUUUGUUUGUUUGUUUGUGUGUGCCAUUUAAAAAAGGAGAUUAAAUUUUAAUGACUUUACCAAGUAAAGUCAUGUAUUUUUUCUUUAAUAUGUUGUUAGUUAAUUAGUGUUUUCUGAUUGGCUUUUUUAUGAUAAGUUUUUAUAUUUUAGAGAGAGUGUGUGUGUGUGGAGGAUGGGGGGUGUUUAGUGAAAGUGAAAGAUUUAGCAGAACUUUUGAACUUUUGAAAAGAUGCUGGUACAUGUACAUGUAAGAACACAGCAUUAAUAACAUUGUAACCUACUCUGUACACCUUUUCUCCAGCUUACAAUACAUUCAAUUUUGAAUGUAGUAUAAUGGAAAGAAAACCCAUGGUUUCUGUUGUUAAUUCAGCAGUAUUAAAUUUGCUAUUUUACCAUGUUCACCCUUUUUUUAAAACCUUUUUGAUAACUCAAUUCUACAAAGGAAAUAAUUAAAGCAAGUUUGUGCUAUUUGGUGUCAGCACACAGUUCUUUUUGCAGUGGGUGUUUUUAUAAGAGAUUUAUUCACAAAUGUGAGCUCAGUUUGUAAGAAAAAGUAUACUACCAUGGGAGUUAGAGUUAACUUACCGUAUGUAUCUUGAUUUUGCCUUGCAGAUUACAUUUGUCAUUGUGAGCUUUGUACUGUUUUGUUACCUUAUGUGCUUUGUUAUUUUUUAUUAGAUUUAUGGAUUUUUACUUCCAUACAUGAAUCUAGAGAGACAGUCAUAGGUACUGGCUAUUCUUUUGUGUACUUAUCGAAAAUAUUUCCUAUAAACUAGAGUACGUCAUGUUUUCCAUUAACUCUUAACAAAUUUUGUCCACAGAGGCCAUUUUUUUUAAUUAAAAGAAUGAUAAUCACUGAA
Messenger RNA from Saccostrea cuccullata (small rock oyster), 3705 nucleotides. RefSeq names its product probable UDP-sugar transporter protein SLC35A4. Lineage: Eukaryota; Metazoa; Mollusca; Bivalvia; Ostreida; Ostreidae. Gene Ontology annotation, cellular component: Golgi membrane. The coding region runs from base 192 to 1133 and encodes 313 amino acids. The record is from RefSeq and is a predicted model, not a curated record. Gene Ontology annotation, biological process: pyrimidine nucleotide-sugar transmembrane transport. Gene Ontology annotation, molecular function: pyrimidine nucleotide-sugar transmembrane transporter activity. The transcript is spliced from 10 exons.